Messenger RNA from Cercospora beticola, 994 nucleotides. RefSeq lists its product as uncharacterized. NCBI's taxonomy places the organism in Eukaryota, Fungi, Ascomycota, Dothideomycetes, Mycosphaerellales, Mycosphaerellaceae. Gene Ontology annotation, molecular function: protein C-terminal S-isoprenylcysteine carboxyl O-methyltransferase activity. The record is from RefSeq and is a predicted model, not a curated record. Gene Ontology annotation, cellular component: membrane. Gene Ontology annotation, biological process: C-terminal protein methylation.
UCGCAUUCCAAUGCGUAUAGAACGGACUGUAUAGACACGUUGGCAGAAAAGCAUCUCUCAUCCACUGAUAUCAGUUCGUGCCAAACCAAAAGGUCCGCCCAUCAUGAGCGCCAAAGACUACCUCGCAAAGCAGCAAGCUCAAGCCCAAUCAGCAUUUCAAGAGACGGCGAAUACCGCAAAGAUCAGCCUCCUCUCCCCCCUCAACAUCCUCUUCCUCUUGACAACUGCAACCCAACUCUACGCCUACCUCUUCCACUUCCGCCAUCCGCCUUCCGGAACGCGUUCACCAGGCUACAUCCACUUCUUCAAGAUCUUGUCCAUAAUUUCCGCUUUCGCAACAUUCUGGCCAACCUUCAUCCGCGGCGAAGCAGUGCGAUCCCUUGGCGGAAUCGGCAUCCUCUUCGCAAUUGUAGCAACUGGCCUCUUCACAAGCUCACUCACCUUGUUUGCUUGGACAGCAUACACAACCUCCCCACCCGGCCGUCUAUCCGUCAUAUUCGGCAAAGCUUCUCCAGAGUUUGUGAUCACCACAGGGCCGUAUCAGUAUAUCCGGCAUCCUACCUACGUCUCCUACGCUACGACGUGGAUCGGUUGUAUUUUUAUGCUUCUUUCGAGAGGACAUUUCGGAGAUGCAUGGUUUUACGUUUCGAUGGUAUCGCUGGCGGGUUUGAGCUGGUUGUAUCGGGAAGCGGCGGAGCAGGAAGAGGCCGAGUUUCGGGUCAAAGCUACGAGGGAGGAGGUGAGGGAUAAGUAUCAGGAGUAUAGUACGAGGGUGGAGGAGAGGUGGUUUCCGGGGAUGGCGCAGGUGAUUUGAUGGGGCCGGGAGGAGUGUUGGCGGUAAGGCAGAGUGGUUCUUUCACCAGACGAAGGCAAGUCCAGGCAGGCUCAGGUACACGAGAAUCAUCUGCCAACCGCCGUUCCGCAUGCUUGUGCCUUGGCCUUCCGAGCCACUGCUACAAGUCGUGGUCGUAGUACUGGGAAAAGUCAUUCAGCG